Messenger RNA from Pangasianodon hypophthalmus (striped catfish), 3392 nucleotides. RefSeq lists its product as uncharacterized. NCBI's taxonomy places the organism in Eukaryota, Metazoa, Chordata, Actinopteri, Siluriformes, Pangasiidae. Bases 810 to 1295 code for a protein of 161 amino acids. The record is from RefSeq and is a predicted model, not a curated record. The transcript is spliced from 5 exons.
AUGUGCAAAAAUAACUAUAUGUGCAACAUUAUGAGUAGUGUAUCAUACGGUCUGAGUAAAUUUGCACUAGCUGUGAUGAAUUACAGUGCAGUAAUUCAGCAGUGCAUUGGUUUGUGUUAAUGAAAUUUGUCCAGUUCGAUACUGAGCACGACACAGAUCAGCAGGAAAUCUUUAAUUCUUGAAGUUUUUGGUUUAUAGUCUGGUAUCUCUGAAGGACGUGGUUGAAAAACCCUGAAACCCUGAAGGAAGUGGUUGAAUUAAAGACUUCUUAUCCUUUAGCAAAAUGAACAUGCCAGAGUCCAUGCUGCUACUGAAGUUUUAACAUGCAAUAAAUGUCAAAGAAGAUUUAACAUCUCUCCCUGCUGUUAGCAUCACACAUAACUGCCUCAUUCCUGCUCUCCUCCUCUCAUCACUUCACAAAAGGUUUUGGAUUAACACGGUAGGACUGGGCUCAUGGAUUCAGAGUCAAUCAUUAAACACUCAUACACACACAUGAGUACACACACAUACACACGCUAGAACAGGCAGUACCAACAGUCCCAGAGCAGCAGGAGUGGGAGUCGGGAGGGUUUCUGUCCUGGAGGAAUCAGGUGCUGUUUGUCACCUGGGUAACCAUGUCUCCAUGGACAUCACAAGCAGCCCAUCGGCCUGUCUGUGCCAAGUCAGGCUGAUCUGAAGUCAGUAGAUAUGACGUCAGUGGGCUUAGACCGAGACACUUGGAGUCCCAAAGUCAGAGUCAGACACGUAGCUACAGCAGCAGUGGUCUUCUUUUUGUGCCUGAGAAGAGCAGUUGCCAUUAAACAUUACGGAUGACUGACCUGAGCACAGAUCAACACUCUGUCCAGUCAGUCUGGCGUGACUCAGAUGAGUACUACAAGCAAUACCUGCACAGCUUGUUUGGGGAAUCGAUUGCUGAGUACUUCCUCAGCUCCUCCUACCUACCCAGAAACACUCCCAGCUGGUACACAGAGAUAACAGACAACAUGAGAGGUCAGAUAAGUGCCAAGGCAUUAUGGGAUGCACUAAGACAACGCUCUACUAAGAUUUUGGAGGAAAUGGAGACUGAAACCUCUCAGCAGGUUGAGAGAAUGCUAGUUGAUUGGAACUUGCUGAAGAGACAGGACCAUCUGCUACGCCUUUCAGGUUUGAGGUUCAUGUACCGCAAUGCCCAGCAUAACCAGGCCUACUCCACCCUCCUCCUGCAGCGGAGACAUCCGUCUCCUCUCAGUAACCUGGAUAUGACAGAAGGACCCAGGCAAUAUCUAACAGCAGAGAACACACUACUGACAGAAUAAGGAGAUGAGCUUGCUAUCUAAAAGUGUAGAGCUGGAGUAUCUCUCUUUAGUGAAGAAGGCUACUCAGCGCUCAUGUUAAUGGCAUUCUGAACACUGAAAUACAAUGCAGUGGUGUGUAAUAUGGUAUAAAAUUAUGUUUACUGCUAGCACAGAGCACAAUAUAUUAAAAGGGUGGAUCUUUCACCUUGUGUUUUAUAGCUUGUUCUUUUAGCUUUUAGACUUCUAGUGCCAUUGAGAAGCCAAACAUAAAUACAAAUUGCCACUGAGAGUGUGUAUGCAAUCAGUGUGUAUGGACAUCAGUGCAUUUAUGUGAAAUACAUCACAUAUGAGGUGUUAGCACCUCACUGCCACAAGGAGGCAGAAGGUUAUUGCUGUAGUGAGGACCACUGCAAAGUUCACUUCAUUUAUCUCGGUUUCUUGAACAUAAUUGUUGUCUGUUAGGUAAUUUUCAAGUUGAUAGCCUUAUUUAUACAUUAUAUAGCCUUAUUAUAUUUUUUUAUUUGCCUGACAAUGUUUUUUAGGACCCCAGGUCAGUUAUGUAAUAAAGGAUCCAAAAUACAAAAUAUUAUCAGGUAUGACACAUAAUGUGUUACUCAGCAUUAAUUUUUUUUACUAGUGCUUAGUAUGCAUGGGACAGGAUUUCACAACUGUUUUUAUAAUUUUUUCUUGGUGCAAAAAUUAUUUUAGUAAUAGGCAUACUAUACAAACGACAAUACAAUGUGUUUUAUUGUUGGAGAUUAUGAUAUUAAUAUGAAUUUGCAUGUUUUUAAAUUGCUUAAACAAAAUUUGUGAAACAGAAUAAACUACAGUUGUUUUAGGAACUAUAACUGUAAACACUGUUUUUUCCUUGUCACUUUGAAGGAAAAUGUGAAUCGAAGAAAGUGUGUCUCAGGUAUUGACCAUUAAGCAAUUAAACAAUUAAGAAAUGAUUUUGUAAGAUAUUAAAAUUACUCAAAAGAGAAAGGGAACCUACAGCCACACAUAGCAGGAUCUUAUUUACUAUAUGUAGAGACUGGACAGAGUGUUGCUUUGAGACAGAACUCUAAAAGUUAUAUGCAGUGUAAUUCAGUGCAAUGCUUAGCUGAUUGACUAUACACAAAGUUCAUCUCUCUCUCUCUCUCUCUCUCUCUCUCUCUCUCUCUCUCUCUCUCUCUCUCUGUUUUUCAGAGGCCACAUUUUUUAACUUCAGUUCAAAGAGAUCCUAAAACCUAAACAAAAGUAUAAACAAAGCACCAAAUGAGUACAAUAUUGCCACAACACAGCCUAAAUGUCUGUUUUAGUCACAGAAAAUAUAAUUAUCUUAUUCAUUAUAUGAAAACAAAAUCAUAUUCAUGCUAGUGUAUGCUGCACCAUUGACGAUUUUGAUGUCAUGUUAAUGCGACUACUCGAGCUCUACAAUCAUGUGUUGUUGUGAAUUGACUCUUUUGGGUGAAUUGGCUCUUUUGGGUGGACGCUGAGAGUCGACUUUUAUUUUUAUUUAUUUUUUUUUUCUUUUUGGUAGACGCAAGCAAUACCAUUACUCUUGCAGUGUAAUUUAAUCAACAUGCUUCCAUGAAUGUAUUUUUUACAAUCUGAGCUGUUAGUUGAUUAGCUGUUAGUGUGAAUGUUGACUCUCAUCCAUUUGACUCUCGGCUAUUUGACUCUCAGCUAUUUGACUCUCAGCUGUGUGAAUGAAGAAGCCUGAGAGGGAGGAUCUGUAUGUAAUCAAGUGCAUUAGGGAAGGAGAUUAGUUAUCAAGAUAAAAUGGAAAAGGAAAUAACAUGAAUGCAGGAAUGCUUAUUGUACUGUGUACAAUUGUACAUCUUCUGUGUACGUUUGUGGUAACUUGCUGAUUUUUCCAUAAUUUAACCCAUGUGUGCUGUUUGUGUGCUGUUCACUACUUUGUGUACUGUUCACUACUUUGUGUACUCUUCAUAAGUCAUAUUGCUUUGGGCAGCUGAGACAGAUAAUAUAAUGUUUGAAAUGACCAACCACACCAUUUUCUGGUAAGCUGUUUAAAUCUCUUUCUUCAUGAUCAGUAUAGAAAAUGAGACAAUAAAGCUUCAUGUUGAAAAAAAAAAUGUUGGUAACACUUUCUAUGCACUUUCCAUGCUCAUA